CAAACAGAGCGUAGGGUUUUGCUUCUCUCUUGUGGUGGCAGUCUCUGCGUGCGCUAUCGGAGAGAGUAGUCAAAGUCCGCCAUGCCUACCGUCAGCGUGGGACGGGAUCGUCUGUAUGCAGCACUAGGAAGAACUUACACUCAGGAAGAGUUUGAAGAAGUAUGCUUCAGCUUCGGCAUCGAGCUGGACGACGUCACAACUGAGAAAGCAAUUAUUAGAAAAGAAAAGCAUUUGGACGCUGAAGUUGAGGAAGAUGAAGAAGUUAUUUACAAGAUCGAAGUUCCCGCGAAUAGAUAUGAUUUACUUUGCCUUGAAGGGCUUGCUCAAGCCCUCCGUGUUUUCAGUAGGGAAGAGGAGAUUCCUACAUAUAAGUUGGUGAACAUUAGUAAGGAGUCAAUGAUUAAAAUGCAUGUAAAACCAGAGACAUCUUCAAUUCGCCCUCAUGUUGUCUGUGCUGUUUUAAGAGGCGUAACCUUCACUGAAGCAAGUUAUAACAGCUUUAUUGAUCUCCAAGACAAGCUUCAUCAAAAUAUCUGCCGGCGAAGAACCCUAGUUGCCAUUGGGACUCAUGACUUGGAUACAUUACAAGCCCCUUUCACAUAUGAGGCUUUGCCACCUUCAAGUAUAAAUUUUGUGCCUCUGAAACAGGUGAAGAGCUUUAGAGCUGAUGAGCUCAUUGAAUUUUACAGAUCAGAUUUGAAACUGAAGAAGUUUGUGCACAUAAUAGAGAACUCACCGGUGUUUCCUGUUUUAUAUGAUCACAACAGAAUUGUUUUGUCUUUACCCCCCAUUAUUAAUGGUGCACAUUCAGCAAUCAAUUUGAAGACAAAGAAUGUUUUCAUAGAAUGUACAGCUACUGAUUUGACAAAGGCCAAGAUUGUUCUGAACACAAUAGUGACAGCAUUUUCAGCGUAUUGUGAAAGAAAGUUUGAGAUUGAACCUGUUGAAGUGAUAUAUUCAGAUGGAAAGUCAUAUGUCUAUCCUGAUUUAUCAAUCUACAACAUGGAUGUUUCCCUAUCAUACGUUAACGGUACAAUUGGAGUCUCUUUGGAAGCAGAAGAGGUUACUGAUUUGUUGAAUCGGAUGCAAUUGCGUGCUGAGCAGUCUGUAUCAAGCGAUAUCACAGUAUUUGUACCUCCAACCAGAAGCGACAUUCUUCAUCCUUGUGAUGUCAUGGAGGAUGUUGCAAUUGCAUAUGGAUAUAAUAAUAUCCCAAAGCGAAGUCCUGCAUCUUUGAAGCCACUAGCCUUGAAUGAGCUCACUGACCAUAUUAAAUUAGAGAUUGCAAUGACUGGGUUUACAGAGGUGUUGACGUUUAUAUUGGGGUCGUGGAGAGAAAAUUUUGCCAUGUUAAAUCGUAAAGAUGAUAAAUCGAAGGCAGUGGUUGUUGGAAAUCCUCGUUCAUCUGAUUUUGAACUUGUCCGAACCAGUUUGAUGCCUGGCGUAUUGAAAACUGUUGGUCACAACAAAGAUCAUCCAAAGCCCAUAAAGAUUUUCGAAGUGGGUGAUGUAGCACUAUUGGAUGAGAGGAAAGAUGUUGGUGCGAGAAAUCAACGCCAACUAGCAGCUCUUUUCUGUGGUGCUAGCUCUGGGUUUGAGUUGAUUCAUGGCUUGGUGGACAGAGUUAUGGAAGCGAUUGGUGCUGCUUUUGUUCCUAUCGGUGACCAUACUGGGUACUUCAUACAACCUUCGGAUGAACCUGAGUUUCUUCCGGGUAGGCAAGCAAGCAUCAUCUAUAAAGGGAAGCACAUUGGAACUUUUGGCAUUGUGCACCCUGAGGUGUUAAACAACUUCGACAUUCCUGAUCCGUGCUCGUUUGUAGAACUUAACGUUGAGAGUUUGUUGUAGUGCCUAUUCUAACAACAAAUGUAAGAUUUGUAUCCAAGGGUCAUGGCUGACUAAUUGCUGUAAAAGAGAUAGAACCAUUGUAUCUACGGAAUUCAAAUUGUCAUUUUUGUGCUUUUCAUUUGGACCUUUUGUUUAUAUUGAGUUGUUAAGCUACUGUUUAGGAGGGGGGAGAGGGUAGGAGGGGGGAGAGGGUAGGCUUUGAAUGGUUGGACUUUACAGGCCCAAAUCCAUCAUGAUGUCAAUUCCCCUCGAUUUGUGUAAUAUUUAAAAACACAAGGCCAAGCUUGCCACCAGUGCAGAGGGAAUGCCAUUCCAAUCCCUCAACGGCAGUUUCCGUCUAUGAGACCUAAAUUAUUGUAGAGAAAUCCAUGCGGCUCGUGACGGGAUUUAGCAUUUGGGACUGCAGUUAGUAUUGGCUCGGUGAACCGCGAAACUAGAAUAAUCUCUUAUUCUUUUGGAUCAACAAUUCAUCCAUCACUGAAGUUGAAGUUGCUGGGGCACUCUAUGUAGGAUCUGCACGUGAAUUUUAUUGGUGUUUAGUGUUCUACCAAAAUCAAAGGCGCAGAUUUAGAACUCUUCUGUGUUAAUAAUUGUUGUCAAUUACAAAAUGUAUUAUCCCUGCCGAAAUAUGUAUGAUAUAUUAAUAAUUAGGAUCAGUCCACAAUUAGUAAAUCAACAAAGCACGUGAGAAAUAAGCAUUGGGAUGUGACUCAAAAUGGUGUCAAUAGAAUUGCCAAUCUCACGUCGAUAUAUAACAAAACAUUUUGACAUGUUAUUUGUUUGUUGAAAAGGUAGCUAAAUAAUACAAAGGGCUACUGACUACUAUAUAUAUCAAUGUCUCUUUGA
Molecule: messenger RNA, 2694 nt
Organism: Prunus persica (peach)
Lineage: Eukaryota; Viridiplantae; Streptophyta; Magnoliopsida; Rosales; Rosaceae
Product: phenylalanine--tRNA ligase beta subunit, cytoplasmic
Exons: 19
Coding region: 82-1848 (588 amino acids)
Biological process (GO): phenylalanyl-tRNA aminoacylation
Cellular component (GO): phenylalanine-tRNA ligase complex; cytoplasm
Molecular function (GO): magnesium ion binding; phenylalanine-tRNA ligase activity; ATP binding
Source: RefSeq, a predicted model, not a curated record